Messenger RNA from Rhizophagus irregularis DAOM 181602=DAOM 197198, 411 nucleotides. Lineage: Eukaryota; Fungi; Glomeromycota; Glomeromycetes; Glomerales; Glomeraceae. The record is from RefSeq and is a predicted model, not a curated record.
AUGGUUUGGAGUCAACAAGAAAUCCAUACUUUAAUUAAACUAAGACAAAACACAAAUCAAUUAUACUGGAAUAUACUUGAACGUUUGAGACGUGCAUAUUGGAAUAAUAUUGCAAACCGACUGAAUAAUAUUUGUAAUUCUAAUUACGUGGGAAACCAAUGUAAACGUAAAUUUAAUAAUUUAGUUACUGUAUAUAAAAAUAUAGACCGUUAUGAAGCUAAUGAUCAAAGGAGAAAGAGAAUUCAAGCAUAUAGAAUAUUUUUUAAUGAACUUAAAACACGUUUCUGGGAAGGACCUCCUGAUCAACAUGAUGUUGCAAUGGAUACGCCCACCAUUACACAAAGAAGAAGAAACGUAAGAGCACGAAGAAGAAGAAAAGAAAGAAGAGGAAACAGUGAAAAUAAUAGAUAG